Molecule: messenger RNA, 3663 nt
Organism: Alosa sapidissima (American shad)
Lineage: Eukaryota; Metazoa; Chordata; Actinopteri; Clupeiformes; Clupeidae
Gene: cblc
Product: Cbl proto-oncogene C, E3 ubiquitin protein ligase
Exons: 13
Coding region: 1257-3116 (619 amino acids)
Biological process (GO): cell surface receptor signaling pathway; negative regulation of epidermal growth factor-activated receptor activity
Cellular component (GO): membrane raft; plasma membrane
Molecular function (GO): SH3 domain binding; phosphotyrosine residue binding; ubiquitin protein ligase activity
Source: RefSeq, a predicted model, not a curated record
UCCCUUCCUGUCUUCUUCUACAAUGCAAACAAAACAAACCUGUUUGUCCGCCGGAAACCCAUCAGAGCCACAGAGAGCAAAAGAGGCUCCUGCCCUAGUGAGCCAGACUUCUGCUCCAUUCAUCUGCUCCCUCUACGUUACAACAGAGCUCUCUCAGCUGAGCUUCUACCACACGAGGAACACUUCUCAUCACUACUGGCAAGACUUGACAAUCAGACAGACCAGAGGCAGAGAACACUUGGAGGAGAGAGAGAGAGAGAGAGAGAGAGAGAGAGAGGACAUGAAGUGCCUGAACGUGAGCGUGUGAAAUCGUGAGGGAGAAAGGGUGGAGCAACAGACCCUGGGGGAAGGGUAGGAGGAGACUGGUUUGAGAGGGGCUCAGGCAGUAUGAGUUUCUCAGCCUCUCAUUUGUUUCUGUCAAAACUUUUUUUUACAACAAUUUUGUGUAAAAGUAUUUUCUUCAAGCUGUGGUGAGUAAAAACGAUGUGAAGAAAAGACAAUUCCUCUGACUGAAGUGCAUUUAUGCUAAAGGAGUUGAAGAAAACAAUAUUUUAAUUUGUAAGAGUGACUGGACUAGUGAUUGACUAGAGCACAGGACCACACUGUUUUUUAAGCUCUCUUUUCCUGCUGGCUCUAAGCCCAUUAUGUUUCCUCUUUCUCUCUCCCGGCGAUGAGUCAUACCAAUGGAUUAUGAGUUAGAUUACAAAUGAGAUUGGAUUAUGGGAUGUCUUAAUGUGGAAGCUAUUAUGCUGGUAAGAAGAUCUUUUUUUUACCACAUGGCAACAUUGAUGUGAUGCCUGCUGAUAACCACUGUAAGCUGAGUGGUCCACGUGACCCCUAAGCAAUCAGCAAAUGGACUGACAAAACAUUUUAACCAUCAUAAUAUAUAUAUAAAUCUAAAAUAUAGAUUUAUAUAAAUCUAAAUAUAGAACUCUUCACAUUUGUGAUGGAGUAAAGAUCUAUUUACACAUUAAUAAUAAAAAAAAACAUUUUGACCACCAUGUUUUUUCAAAGCCGGCUAGUCCUUUGCGUGUCAUAGGUGUUCCUUCCUUCAGACCACAUUAAGUGUAGACAAGCCCUCACAAGAGGGUUGGUACCCUCUAUAAUUGAGGUAAAUUACUUCUCUACAGACCAAUACGGAGAUCUACAGUCAUAUUACAUGCUCAGUCCUAAGAGACACCGCAAGCAUAGGAGGAUAGGCGGGCUUAUUUGGAGUCAACCAGUGGGACCAGAGACAAACUGUUAGUCCCCAGAACAUGGCGACAGGAAGUGCUGGCCCGCCGUCCGGACGAGGCCUGAGGCGCGAGGUCUCCGAGUCGACCCCGACGCAGCCGCCCACCAGCUCAGAGCGCAAGCAGCUGGAGAAGGUCCUGAAGAGGCUGGACAAGCUCCACCGGCUCAGCGUGGACUCGCGCAUGGCCCUGCGCAACAGCCCGCCCUACCUGCCCGACCUGGUGACCGAGACGGCCACGCUGCUGACGGACAUGUGGGCGCCCUACAGGGGCCCCGUGGUGGCCAUCCCGAGGGCCGACGAAGGGGAGUACCUGCGCGUCCACGUCAAGCAUCUGCUGUAUAAGACGGACCGAGCCAUCCUGCUGUUCAAAGAGGGCCGAGACAAGAUGUUCGAGGAGACCUCCAGCUGCAGGAGGAACCUGACAAAGCUUUCACUGCUGCUCAGCCAUAUGCUGUGUGAACUGCGGGCCUUGUUUCCAGAGGGAAAGUUUCAAGGUGACACAUACCGACUGACCAAAUCAGAGGCUGGGAAUUUCUGGAGGAGAGCCUUUGGAAAUAAAUGCAUUGUGCAGUGGAGAACCUUUAAGGAACACCUGAGGAGAGUCCAUGGCUUUGAGGAGGGUAUGGAGGCCAUGGCUCUCAAGUCUACAGUGGACCUCACCUGUAAUGAUCACGUAUCCAUCUUUGAGUUUGACAUCUUUACCAGGCUCUUUCAGCCCUGGGUCACUCUGUUAAGAAACUGGAAUCAGCUGGCCGUCACACACCCUGGUUACAUGGCCUUCUUGACCUACGACCAGGUCAGAGCACGCCUGGACCACUACCGACAUCGCCCCGGGAGCUACAUCUUCCGCCUGAGCUGCACUCGGAUGGGGCAGUGGGCCAUUGGGCAUGUAGCCAUGGAUGGGACCAUCGUGCAGACUAUCCCCCAGAACACGCCCCUGUACCAGGCUCUUUUGCAGGGCUUCAGAGAGGGCUGCUACCUGUAUCCUGAUGGGCGUGAUGUGAACCCUGACCUUUCGGCGCUGUGUGAACCUGCACAGAGGGGAAAAGUCAAAGUCACAGAGGAGCAGUAUGAGCUCUACUGUGAGAUCGGCAGCACUUUCCAGCUGUGUAAGAUCUGCGCAGAGAGGGACAAAGACACACGCAUUCAACCCUGUGGCCACUUGCUGUGCCAGCCCUGCCUUAACGGGUGGCAGAAGUCAGAUGGGCACACCUGUCCAUACUGCCGCUGUGACAUCCGAGGGACCGAGUCUGUCCUCAUCGAGCCUUACCUGCCCGGCCAAGGCAGCGGGUUCAUCACGUGCGAGCCAGAGGAUGAGGAUGAUGAUGACCACGAGGAUGUGGAGCAAGUGAUGAAGAAGCUGGCCUCCAUGAAAAAGAAGGCAUCAUCGGAGGACUAUCAGACCCCUAGUAGACCAGUGGACUCCAGUCUCAUGCCGCCUCCGCUGCCCCCAAAACUUGCCGCCACGUCUCCAUGCCCCUCCCCACGACUCCCACCUCGGUCCCCAAUGGCAGAAGCACGUGCCAAUCAUUCACACAACAGACUGAGCAACGAUAAGAGCAGGAAGUCAUCAGCAAUGAAAGUCCAACAGGAAGAGCCUUGCAGAGGAGGAUGGGAGGAUUCUGGGAGCUCUCCUGCCCCAUACACCCGUUCACCCUCCCACAAUGAAGACUCAAACUCUGAAUCAAGCAGGCCAUCCUCCUCCCAGUCUGGCAAAAGCAAUGAUGUGCCCUGGUCAGGGUCCGCAUCCUCAUCCUCAUCCUCAGGGAGAAAGAAGAGGGACAAAGUGCGGGGAAUGACGGAGGACAGAAGUGAGAGGGAGGGUAGAUUGAGUGAAGCACUCGGGACUCAUACGGUUAGACAGAAACACAUGUCCUCCUGACAAUCAUUUUAACAACAUCGUAGAGGAGCUACAGUACUUCCUACUAGAAGGGACCAUGGACUGAAAGACAAGCAACAAUUACUAUCACAUGACUAAAGAUUACACAUAUAUUAACGAUAAUAUGUGUAUAUGAAUGUCUGCUAUGAAUAUAUUUGACCUGUUCAGACUGACUAAAUUUUAAACAUAUAAUGUAAACAUAUAAAAUGUAAAUGACCAAACUAAUGUUGCCUGGAAAUAGUUAAAUCCUUGUUUUGUAUAGAACAUUAUGGUUCUGAAACUGAUUUUAAUUUAUGCAUUAUACGUUUAAACUUUUGUUUUGGAGGAACGUGAUUCAAGUGAUAUAGAUAUCUGACAUGUUUUGAGCCAAGACACUACCUCAUAUUAUCAGAAGCACAAGCAAAGGUUUCAGAAACGAAUGAAAGCAGCGAAAAUUACAGACAUAAUUCAAAAAGCAAACAUGCCAUGCUUCGGUAUUUCAACAUCUGACAAAAUACUUGCUCACUUGAAUGGACAUUCACCUAAUUCUUAAAAAACACUGUGUGCCUGA